AUGGAAAAUACAAGAAUAUAGCAGAAGAGCUGCGCGGCUGAGCUUGGUCAGAGCGCAAUGCAAACCCCUGGCGGACGGCCUUGGCACCUACUAAGCGGCCCCUCUCUCGCGGCGGUGUUUGUCUCACGUGUGGGCGGUGCUGCUGUUUGUGAUUCGUUUCCUCGUAGCAGACGAUAUUUUUUGAGUCGCCAAGAUGCUACGUUUUAGUGGGGCUGUACGCCCGAUUUCCUCAUGCUUCCAUUUCAACGUGUACAGACACCCAAUCUCUGCGGUCUCUUCAUCAUCGAAGUACCUGUCUACUCAAGUGCGCGAACCGGCUGGUCCCAACGUGGUCACUUCCACAUUUCCAGGCCCCAAGUCCACCGAACUGAAGAAAGAACUUGAGUCCAUCCAGAAUGUAGGCGCCGUGCAAAUGUUCAUUGAUUACGAGAAAUCGAUAGGAAAUUAUAUGUUCGACGUAGAUGGCAAUGUUUUCCUCGACGUUUAUACUCAGAUCUCGUCUCUCCCUCUUGGAUAUAAUCAUCCAGCCAUGGUUCAAGCGGUACAGAAACCAGAAAACGUGGCGACAUUUGUCAACAGACCUGCCUUGGGUGUCCUACCGCCCAAAAAUUUCGUGAACAGGCUCAGAAACUCGCUUCUUUCAGUUGCUCCUGCUGGAAUGCAGGAAGUGCAGACCAUGUCUUGCGGUUCGUGCUCAAACGAGAACGCCUUCAAAGCCGUUUUCAUACGGCACGUCGCGCUCCAACGCGGUGGGAGCCCUCCAACACCUGAAGAACUCCACAGCUGUAAGUACAACUUACCUCCUGGGGCUCCCAAGCUAUCCAUUCUCUCAUUUGACGGCGGUUUCCAUGGAAGAACGUUCGGCGCGCUUUCCACGACGCAUUCCAAGUCGAUACACAAGUUGGACAUACCGUCCUUUGAUUGGCCCAUUGCCCGCUUCCCAGAAUACAAGUACCCAUUGGAGGAGUUUGAGUCGCACAACAAGCAGGAAGACGACAAGAGCCUCGCUCACGUUGAAGAACUGAUUCACGAGUACAAAAGAAAAGCUAUUCCUGUCGCUGGCUUGAUCAUCGAGCCCAUACAAGCAGAAGGCGGUGACAGACACGCAUCUGAUGAAUAUUUCAGACGGCUCCGGAGUCUCGCAGUGAAGCACGACGUCCUUUUCAUAUGUGACGAAGUUCAGACUGGGUGCGGUCCGACUGGUCGUUUCUGGGCACACGAACACUGGGGGUCAGAUAACCCACCCGACGUGGUGACAUUCAGCAAGAAAAUGCUCACGGGGGGCUACUACUACAAGCCGGAAGUGCGUCCAAAAGAAGGAUACCGCAUUUUCAACACGUGGGUGGGUGAUCCGACCAAGCUGUUGCUCAUCGAAGAAGUGCUCAAGGUCAUCCGCACGGAAAACUUGCUGGAAAACGUGAGGACCACGGGAAAACACUUGCUGGACGGCAUGAGCGAGAUCAGCAAGAAGUACCCUGCCACGUUUCUCAACCCCAGGGGACGUGGAACGUUCUGUGCAGCGGAUCUUCCCACGGAAGAGGCGAGGAAUAAGUUUGUGACGCAGAUGCACCUCCUCGGAGUUCACUGCGGAGGCAGCGGAAGCAAGACGGUCAGAGUCCGCACGGCACUAACCUUUGAGAAGAAGCACGCCGACAUUAUGUUGGAUCGUGUUAAUAAGGUACUCGCAGAAAAGUUCUGAAACCCGGUGACCAUCAACGAGUGUCUGGUAACGAUGGCAUUGGCCAGUACCUCUCACAUAUACAAGUUUUCUUAUAGUUCUCAUAAUGCUGUGCUCUACAUUUCGCUGCAUCAAAGAGCUUACAUUUAUAAAUGUUGUGCGCGCUAGACCCUGGCAGGGGUUGAUAAUAACGGCUUUGAUUCAAAAGAGGCACAGAGGUGUUCUACUUGUUGCGAAUGGACUGGCAGAAAUACAGCGAAUAGUAUUUUAAAAAUGGUACGUUGCCGAGAGAAAGCACGUAGUGCAAGUAGAUGACGUUGUAAACGCUGUACCUACAUCACUCACUUGUUACUGUGGUUACUGCACGUGGAAUGAAUACUGGAGACAUAGAAAGGGAUUAAUAUAGCCGAAAAAACAAUGUUGUAGGGUCACACACGUCAUGGCAGCUUGCUCACACCCCUGGUUGAUGUAGUCUACGGUAUGAUUUUAAGUCAACUGCCAAGUUGUUACAUUACUGCGACUCGUACAAGCAGCUUGUAUAACGACCUGUCGGUUUGAGCUUCAAGGUGGCGGUCAUUCCUUCUGUUUGUACUAAGAAUGACAUUGAGUGUAUAUGAUUUGUGAUGUGGGGGUGCUGUUAUCGUAUAUAUGUGCGUGGUUGAUUUUGGUUGAGUUUCCCAGCAUUCUGUGUUGUUGAGUAAUGAGCAGUGUUUAUCUUAGCAGCUUACUCAAGAGCUAGAGUGAUAACGUCCCCCAAGAGAUAUGUGUAGCCCUUUCCAGAAUCACCCAUCAUGUCAUGCCCAUUAUUUGUAGAGUGGUGUCUAAUUUUUUUCGUUUGUAAAAUCAUGUUUUCCUUCGUGAUAUGGUUUUCUGAUGAUAUUCUGUACACAUUGUAUACAAAUUACACGUUUUUGUGUGUGCUUUGUUUCAUGUGUUUACUGGCAAUGUAAAGGUCGACGUAUUUGUACUUUACACUAUUUACACAUGUUUUGAUGUGCACAUUUUAUUAGGCAGGGAAACAAAAGUACAUGCAAGUGCCUCCCUACUUUAAAUUAAUAUAUUAGAAAAGCUUUUUAAAAUCUCGUCUUUCCACAGUAAUCUUUACCCAUUUACAAAGUAGGCUUUAUAGCUGUCUCAGUGUAGAACCAAUGAUGUUGAUGGUUAAAAGAAACCUUGUAAAUAGAUAGGAGGAGAUUAGCUGAAAUUUUAUGGAUGUACUAGAAGCGUGACGUAACAGUCUUUCAGCUCUAGCAGCGUUUGAGAGGCUAGACCAUAAAAAUUAGUCAACAUAUUUAAUUUUUGGCAGAUGCAAAAUUCCUUGCCACACACGUGCGUAACAGCCCUAUCUUGAGGCAUGUUUUGUAAGUAUGUAAGUAGUACUGACAUGACUGUAGUGGUUCAUGAAACACUAAUUUUGAAAAAACACGACAUGCUACGAGCGGAAUCUUUUAGUUCUCUUAUAUGGUAAAGGAUACUAAAGGCCAGAUAGCAUAAAAAUGUUCUCCACAACUAAAUCAUUGUCGUUCCGGUUGCAAUAAACGCUUGUUUUACCCUGUGA
Molecule: messenger RNA, 3236 nt
Organism: Ornithodoros turicata
Lineage: Eukaryota; Metazoa; Arthropoda; Arachnida; Ixodida; Argasidae
Gene: Gabat
Product: 4-aminobutyrate aminotransferase, mitochondrial-like
Exons: 1
Coding region: 194-1699 (501 amino acids)
Biological process (GO): GABA catabolic process
Cellular component (GO): mitochondrion
Molecular function (GO): pyridoxal phosphate binding
Source: RefSeq, a predicted model, not a curated record